This is a messenger RNA of Brassica napus (rape), 477 nucleotides long. RefSeq names its product UPF0047 protein C4A8.02c-like. The record is from RefSeq and is a predicted model, not a curated record. The coding region runs from base 1 to 477 and encodes 158 amino acids. Lineage: Eukaryota; Viridiplantae; Streptophyta; Magnoliopsida; Brassicales; Brassicaceae. The transcript is spliced from 7 exons.
AUGAAGAGCUCGACGAUCUUCUUCUCUGGUGUUGUUCCUCCUUCUCUACGUGUCAGAUCGGUUCUCACUCCAGCCACCGAACGAGGUUCCAUGGCGACGUCCUCUAACGCUGCUAUUCAUUGUGGAUUGGUUUAUAAAGUAUUGAUUUUGAAACAGAUUUUGAAGGAAAUUGGACAAGACUUGUCGGGUUUCAACUGUGGUCUUGCUCAUUACAACACACAUCCUGAUGUUCAGGCUGAUACUGAGACUUUCCUGAACAGGAUUGUUCCUGAGGGGAGUUCAGCUCCUUGGAGGCAUACCAUGGAAGGUCCAGAUGACAUGCCAGCUCAUAUCAAAUCAUCAAUGUUUGGGUGUCAACUCACAAUCCCAAUAACAAAAGGCAAGCUUAACAUGGGAACUUGGCAGGGAAUAUGGAUAUGUGAACACCGUGAUGAUCCAACAGCACGCAGAGUUGUGGUCACCCUCAACGGUAUCUAA